AAGAUGUGGAUCCAGGUCCAGUUUGAUGGCUCAUUCGUUCAUUCUUUCUCGACAUUGGCAUCACUGACGUACGCCAUGUUGUCAGAGCAAAUGUGCGAUAGUCAGGGAAGAAUAAAACAGGACUAACCCUUCGUGACCCAACUUUCGCAGAUGGCCGCCCGGCUUGAUCUUGUGCCGUGGUUGUUGUUGUGGUUGCAUUGAUGCCAUUUCCAGUUCGCCUUUUUCAUCUCUCUCUCCAUUAUUGUUAUUGCGGCCUUUUGGAGACCAAAGAAGAAGGUGUGGCAAAAUAAAAUAAAAUCACCAACGGACGCUCAUCCAUCCAGUAUUAUAGAGACACAGAGGUAAGCGUGUGGUCUGUCUGAUGUUGACGGUCUUGAACUGUGGUGAAGUCCAUGAAUGAUCUGACAGACAGAGAGAGAGAAGGUGAGAUGAGAGAGAAGAAUGGUUGGUCCCCGUAGGAUCCUACAGGAUUUACCUACUGCAAUUUGCGUCGAAACCAGUGACUCGACCAAACUCACGCAAAUCACCGCAUAAAAAGAGCCUUCCACUCUUCUCUCUCAUUCCCAUGGUCUCACUCAUCACUCUCUCACUCCACUGACGUCGUGUCGGCGCUCAUCUCAUGCCAGAAAGCCGUCGUCGUCGCCAUUGUUAUCUGUUCCAACAAACUCAUGACUCGCUUUUCCUUUACUCACGUUUCUCCAGAAAGUUCUUGAUCUCCGGGAACCAUUCAGGACGGGACUACUUCAUCCGCCACUCUUGAAACAAGCGAGGAACCACGCCGAGGAAACAUUGCGAGAGGUUGAACUUUCUGCCUUACGCUUACUUGUGUGCAUCGAUCGUUGUCACCACCAUAACCAAUCCAUACGGUAGUCAGUCAGUGCAGUGCAGUCACCAGCCAUUCAAUUCACAAUGGGAGGCUCUAAUUUCCGUCGUCGCGAGAAGAAAUUCUCCAAAAAGAUGCAACGCACUUUGGAUCCGGCCAUGUUGCUUUCAAGAGGUCUAUCGGCGCGAUUUGUCGGUGCCAAUGUCAUGCAAUCCAUUACCACGCUCACCAAGGACGAGAUUGAAAAGGAUCUACGACAUAUGAACGCCUACUAUCAAGCCAAUGUCGCCUAUGCACAGCAACAUUACAUUUACAUGAACCGAGAAGAAUUGGGAGCCACGGGACAGUUACCUGGUGGCGGCACCGCCAACAGUAACAACAACAACAACAACAACAUGGCACCCUUGACCAAUAACAUGACGGCCAAUAUUGCCGUACCACCCAUUGCCAUGCCCGUACGAAUCGAUCCGGAAGAAGAAAAACGAUUGCAAAACUUGCGCAAGAAAAUUGCACUUUGCGAAACCCAACGGGAAUUCCUCGAAAGUCAAUACGUUAGUUUGCGCGCGCAUUAUGUUGCCACCACCAAGGAACUCAAGGCGGCGUCCAAGAAUUGCGAAGGUUUGGUCGCGUUCCUGCAGACGGUCACCAAACGUCGGGGGCGAGUGCUGGCAUUGCAGCGUGCCAAAUUGCAGAUUGCCAGGGAUGUCUUGGCAUGCCUCCAAACGCGACUGGCCGUCUUGGAAGUGGCGCAAGCGGCCAAUGGUGGUGCGGAUGCUGCUGCUACGGCUGCGGCUGUUACAAGCAAUAACAACAGUGACAACCACAGCAAAACGGAGGGUACAGACACCACGACGGCAACCAAAAUGGAGAUUGACAGUCCAGCGACGACAAAAGAAGACAAGACCAAAAACAACGGGACAACGGCAACCGCCACAUCCGGCGGAGAGGAUGACAUUGUGGAAGUUUGGAAUCAAGUCGAAGAAAUGCUCAAGGAAGCCGAGUUGUCCUGUCGCAGGAUUCCAUCCACACUCACAAUCAAUGAGAAAAAGGCCAAAAAGAAGGCCAAGAAGAAUGCGCCACCGGCCGAAGGGGAAGACGAAGCUAUCAUGGGGGUGAUUCCUUGGGAGGGCAUUAAAAUGCCCAACACCCCCGAAGGAGUCCCACUGUUUCUCUCGCAACUCUCCAUCGUCCCCGAGAAGGGAGCUGGGUACAGCACCAAUGGCGCCUUUGGCAGCAACAAGGCCAGCAUGGCCUGGAUGGAAUCGAGUCUGCCCAAGACAUACAAUGGCAAGAAGGAACGACACAAGGUAGCACUGUUGCGGGACGAAGUAGCUUUGUUGGAAGAAGAACUGUCCAACGAACGAGCUGCCAACAAGGAUAUUCAAGUCAAGAUAAUCGAUCGUCGCAAACGAAGUGAUGAACUGGUGGCCAUGAUGACAUUGCUGCGCAGCGAAACCGAGGCCAUCUUGCAACGGAAUAACAUUCUGUUGGAUUCUCCACAAGCCAAGCAAGCGGCUCGUGAGUUGCACGAGGUGUUGAUGAAGGCACGAGAGGAAGCCGCCAAGGCGGCCGAGGCUGCCAAUGCCGCUAACGGCGAAGCUGGUGGUGCCGCCGCCGACGACGGCAAGAACACUGGUAGUCGCAACCAUACAAACAGCAACAAGCCAUCCCCCGAAGGGAAGGAAAAGUCUCGAAGUAGUGCUCGGCACAGCAGCAGCAUCAAAAACGGCGACGACGACGGUGGUGGGAGUGUGGGUGAUGACGAAGGCGAUGGCGGCGACGACUUUGAGGAAGAAGGCGAGGUCAAGGGCUCUGGUGGAAAUUGGGGCGGAAACAAACGCGACUUGGACGAGGGCACGGGUGAUGAGUCCUCGCCAAGUAGUACGAGUCGAAAGCGUCGCAAGGUGUGAGCUACCGCACAUGCAGUGAGCCUUGCUUGGUUAAGUUUGCUGCAUCUUGGAUGAUCGUUACCAGUAGUAUCAAUAAUAGACAGUUGCG
This is a messenger RNA of Seminavis robusta, 2821 nucleotides long. The record is from the annotation of a GenBank genome assembly. NCBI's taxonomy places the organism in Eukaryota, Bacillariophyta, Bacillariophyceae, Naviculales, Naviculaceae.